Molecule: messenger RNA, 1170 nt
Organism: Vicia villosa (hairy vetch)
Lineage: Eukaryota; Viridiplantae; Streptophyta; Magnoliopsida; Fabales; Fabaceae
Product: putative RING-H2 finger protein ATL21A
Exons: 2
Coding region: 1-1170 (389 amino acids)
Molecular function (GO): polysaccharide binding
Source: RefSeq, a predicted model, not a curated record
AUGUCUACCUUGAAAUUUUCUCUCAUAUCUUCCAUAUUCCUCUUUCUUUUUCACAGUUCAACUCAACUUUGUUUUAAACAAUAUUGUGGAAAUCCUGAGUUAGGUCUUAUUUUUGAGUUCCCUUUCAUAUUAAGAGAACGAUUUGAAUUUAACAAUAAUCAAAGUCAUCGAUGUGGAUAUCUAGGGUUUGAAGUUCAUUGCAACGAUGAUAAGCAAGCUUUGCUUAAGCUCUCAAAUGAUAGAAAUUUUGUAGUCAAAAGUAUUUCUCUUGAGAGACAAAGAAUUUGGGUCAACGGUCCCAAUGAUUGUCCACCACAAAGGUUCAUUGAAAACAUAAACGUUAUUGAAGAUUUACCUUUUCUAUGGGACAACUCUUAUCGUAAAUAUUAUGAAAAUGUUACAUUUCUCAACUGUAGUACCGAUUCUGGAAAGGAACCCAAUCCAGUGAUUGAUGAGCUUCCAACUAUACCUUGUAUGAGCAAUGCAAAUUAUUCGAUUGUGUAUACGUUGCAAUCAUCUAUUGUUGAUUCGUUGAGUUCAAGGUGUCAUGAGAUUGGAUUUGCUAGGGUUCCAGUAAAAGAUAAUUCAAGUGACGCAAUGGUAGUUUUGGAUGGACUUUAUUCUGAUGCAUUGUUGCGAUGGGAUACACCUUCUUGUGGAUGUGAGCCUGAUCAAUUUUGUGGUUUUCUAUCGGAUACGGGUCUUAAUGUUACUUGUUACCCUUCCGGCUACGUUCUUAAUUUCCCAGGUGAAAAUCCUUCAACACCAAAGCGUAAAAAAAUUCACUUUUUUCCAGUAGUAUGGGGAAUAUCAGGAAUUUUGUUCUUCAUAUGGGUAUCAUUAUCUAUAUAUAAAGAUAGAAGGCAAAACCGGAUUCAGCAAAGACAAACAAUUACAAAUAUAGAACCAAGUAAUCGAGAACCACCUUGGUUUGUGUUUGGGCUUGAUAGAUCAAGGAUAGAACAAUAUCCAAAAAUUCAACUAGCAGAAAGUGGUCAAUUACCUAAGUCAAUUGACAAUGUUUGUUCAAUAUGUCUUAGUGAGUAUAAGCCUAUGGAUACCUUAAGGAGCAUACCACAAUGUAAUCAUCAUUUUCAUGUUGAUUGUAUAGAUGUUUGGCUCAAGAUGAAUGCUACAUGUCCUUUAUGUCGAAAUCUGCCAGGGUUAUGA